AUGAGAAACUCUUUGUUCGUUUGUGUACUCAUCUUUAGCCAAUUGGGCUACGUAUUGACAACACUUGUUGAUGGAAUUGUUACUUUGUCUUGGUCACCGUCCGAACCGACACCCAUUAUCGAUCGUUUUCUGGUGAAUAACACCCAAAUACAAUUGAAAAUUCUUUGUCGAGAAUCAACAACCAAUGUUAGCACAACGCGCGAUCAAAUCAAAAAGAAAGUUUAUAAAUUAGACAAAACUGUCAAAGACACAACAAUCAAAAUUCGCGGACGGAUCGGUUAUGUUGUUGGAUGUUUACCGUUGCAAUCGGAUACGUUAAUAAGUGCAACACAAGAAGAUAAAACUUCACAAAAGUCUAUUUUUCAAGGUUAUUAUGACGAAAUCUGGAAAGAAAUGGAACAAAGAACAUUUGUUGCUUCUCAAAUCGAUUGUGAUUAUUCGGGAACACACUUAUUCAUUGAACAAUAUUCCGAGAUCAAACCACCAGAAAUUUCUCAAAAAGAAGCAAUCAAAUUACGAGAAAAACAAAUGCAAACAAACAAUAAUCAAAAAGUUCGACGAGAAACUCAAUCUAAGAUUUCUUCUAACACGACUCAUUCAAAUACAGGAACAUUAUUAACAUGGGCGGAUGGAUAUUAUCUCAUCGAAAUUCAUACGCCAGAUAUUUCCGGAGGAAAUGGCUUAGCAUUGGACGUUGAUAUUGAAGUAUCGAUGAAAAAUCCAUCGGGAAAUUAUAUCACAGCUGAUGAACACCCAGCUUUGGUUUUCUAUGGAGUCAUGUGCGUAAUCUAUGCAUUAUUUGCUAUUUUAUGGUUUAUUUGGUGUGCGUUUUAUUGGAAAGAAUUACUUAAAAUACAAUUUUGGGUUGGUGGAGUUAUUCUCAUUGGAAUGAUCGAAAAAUCUGCAUUUUUAGCGGAAUAUGAUACGUUAAAUCGAAAUGGAUAUAAAGUUCAUUAUGCCAUUGUUACAGCUGAAAUUCUUUCAUGUUUAAAACGUAGUGUCUCACGUAUGUUAGUCGUGAUUGUUGCACUUGGUUAUGGAAUAGUUAAACCCCGUCUUGGACCAUUGAAACAAAAAGUAAUCGCCAUGGGAGUUUUAUUUUUUACAAUUGCAUCUAUCGAAGCUCUUCUACGAAUCAACAUAAAGCACGAUGAAGUUAAUAAUAAAGUUUUGAUUUCACGUCUUAUAUUAGCUGUUGUUGAUGCAAUUAUUUAUUAUUGGAUAUUUACGGGUUUAGUGGCAACAACACGAACAUUGCGUUUGAGAAAAAAUUUAGUUAAAUUGAAUGUUUAUCGACAUUUUACCAACUCAAUUUUGUUCGCCAUUUUAGCCAGUGUAUUAUUUAUGAUCUGGUCGUUAAAAUCACACUUUUUCACAACGUGUAUUACCAAUUGGAGAGAAUUUUGGGUUGAUGACGCAUUUUGGCACAUUUUAUUUUCAAUCAUUCUGCUUGUGAUUAUGUUUUUAUUCCGCCCAUCAAAUAAUAAUCAACGUUAUGCAUUUGUUCCAUUACUUGAUCAAUCAGAUAAUGACGAUGAUGAAUUCGCUGAUGGAGAUGACGAACGAAGAGAACCUACAGUACUCGAUUCGAUUACAAUGCGAAAGGCAUCCAACAUAGAGAGUGGUGGAUCGACAAAAGCUAAAAAACAACAACAACAAGCAUAUCUCAAUCGUGAAGCCAAUGUUGUCGGAACAGGUGUAGGUAAUACAGUUGAAGAUGCUCUAUCAUGGGUUGAAGGCAACAUUCCAACUUCAAUCGCUGAUCAAGCAUUACAAGCUCUAGAUAGUGAAGAUGAAAUAAUGAACACAAAAUUAGAAAGAUCGAAAAUGCAGUAA
Molecule: messenger RNA, 1836 nt
Organism: Adineta ricciae
Lineage: Eukaryota; Metazoa; Rotifera; Eurotatoria; Adinetida; Adinetidae
Source: the annotation of a GenBank genome assembly